Striga asiatica is the source of this 567-nucleotide messenger RNA. Lineage: Eukaryota; Viridiplantae; Streptophyta; Magnoliopsida; Lamiales; Orobanchaceae. The record is from the annotation of a GenBank genome assembly.
AUGCCACGAGAAAAAGAGAAAAUAGCAGAGACAUCCCCAAUUUUGUGGAAUUUGCAUCUGAGGAACCGCAGGGCGAGGGCCUGUGUCUGGUUAAUGUUGAGGCCCAAAUUGGAGUUGGAAUUGAGCAACUGGCACAGGCACUGCGGAUGGGUCCCAACCACCGUCCGCAGCUGCGUGCAGCAGCCGCUUGACGGGCCGCUGCUCGAGUUGCCCGAGAUGCAGGGGGACAUGCUGAUUAGGACGUUGGUGCAGUCGUUGGAUUGGGCCUCAGUGCCGGCCCAUAAAAUGGUGAUGAUGAGAGUAAGGAUACCCUGGAGAAUUAAAGGAUCAGCCUCCUCUACUGGUAAUGUUGAAAUGGCCAGUUGGACUUCAUCUAGGGAGGCUAUCAUAAAGCAACCAGUGGAUGAUAUCCUUUUUGACCUUAGAGCUUGGUUGGAGGAGGGGCUGCAACAAAAUUGGCAGAAGGUGUUGUUAAGCUUUCAUGAUAAGAAGUUGGUCUCAAUAUUGUCUGCCAAGGAUCAAGGAGACUGGGAUGUCAACGUGCUAAUUUCAGAUAUCAGAGCUAUC